AUGCUAUUAGCUCGAAUAGGAAGACUUAACUUUGGUCGUUGUUAUGCAGCGGGUGCAGAAUUCCUCAAAGAUGUUCCCUUGACGAAACGAGAUGGCGAAACAGUCAAAAUUGAUGACUUGAAAAAUAAGGCGAUUAUACUGUAUUUCUCAUCAGGAUGGUGUGGUCACUGCCGCUUGUUUACUCCCAAGUUGAAAAAAUGGUACGAUGAAGCAGGAAAAGAUGAAGAUAUUGAAAUAGUUUGGGUCUCUCGUGAUCGUGAGGCGAAACACCAGUUAGAUUAUUAUAAUAAAGCACUACCCAAUGUGCCAUAUAUCCCAUUUGGUGACAAACAUAUUCCAGAAUUCCUGAAGAAAUAUGACGUGAAGACGAUACCCGCUGCUAGGCUAGUAAAUAGCAGUGGCGAAGUAAUCGAUCAAGAAGUCAGAAAUAAAGUUCAGGAUGAAGGUCAAGUCGACGCCAGAAGGCUAGCGAAGGAAUUUCGAAACAGCGUGUAA
Cercopithifilaria johnstoni is the source of this 495-nucleotide messenger RNA. NCBI's taxonomy places the organism in Eukaryota, Metazoa, Nematoda, Chromadorea, Rhabditida, Onchocercidae. The record is from the annotation of a GenBank genome assembly.